This is a messenger RNA of Cavia porcellus (domestic guinea pig), 1288 nucleotides long. RefSeq names its product splA/ryanodine receptor domain and SOCS box containing 1 (gene Spsb1). Gene Ontology annotation, molecular function: protein binding. The coding region runs from base 278 to 1099 and encodes 273 amino acids. The record is from RefSeq and is a predicted model, not a curated record. Gene Ontology annotation, biological process: proteasome-mediated ubiquitin-dependent protein catabolic process. NCBI's taxonomy places the organism in Eukaryota, Metazoa, Chordata, Mammalia, Rodentia, Caviidae. The transcript is spliced from 3 exons. Gene Ontology annotation, cellular component: SCF ubiquitin ligase complex.
CACUUUAAAGCGGUCCGCCGGUUCGCUGCUCGGCCUGGAAUCGCGCUCGCAGCGGCGCUCGCGGAGGAUCCAGGCUCCAGGCGCUGGCGCCGGGGCCGCGGAGGAGGCGACUUCGCUGCUUUCGGCGGGCGCGGCCGGGCGCCCGGAGAGCGGCGCCCCAGCACCCGGCACCCUGGGCCUGAGGAGCUGUCCCAGCGAGCUCCCCAGGAACCCCAGCCACCCCGAGGUUGAUGAGUUUGCCUGGGGAAUCCUCGAGCCGGUGAAGCCAGAGGCCACCAUGGGUCAGAAGGUCACCGGAGGGAUCAAGACUGUGGACAUGCGGGACCCCACGUACCGGCCCCUGAAGCAGGAGCUGCAGGGCCUGGAUUACUGCAAGCCCACGCGGCUGGACCUGCUGCUCGACAUGCCGCCCGUGUCCUACGACGUCCAGCUGCUGCACUCCUGGAACAACAACGACCGCUCCCUCAACGUCUUUGUCAAAGAGGACGACAAGCUGAUCUUUCACCGGCAUCCGGUGGCCCAGAGCACAGACGCCAUCAGGGGCAAAGUCGGGUACACCAGGGGGCUGCACGUGUGGCAGAUCACGUGGGCCAUGCGGCAGCGGGGCACGCACGCGGUGGUGGGAGUGGCCACGGCGGACGCCCCGCUGCACUCUGUGGGGUAUACGACCCUCGUGGGGAACAACCACGAGUCCUGGGGCUGGGACUUGGGGCGCAACCGGCUCUACCAUGACGGCAAGAACCAGCCAAGCAAAACGUACCCAGCCUUUCUGGAGCCGGACGAGACGUUCAUCGUCCCUGACUCCUUCCUCGUGGCCCUGGACAUGGACGACGGGACCCUGAGCUUCAUUGUGGAUGGACAGUACAUGGGCGUGGCUUUUCGGGGACUCAAGGGCAAAAAACUGUACCCUGUAGUGAGUGCCGUCUGGGGCCACUGCGAGAUCCGCAUGCGCUACUUGAAUGGACUGGAUCCCGAGCCCCUGCCGCUCAUGGACCUCUGCCGGCGGUCUGUGCGCCUGGCCCUGGGGAAGGAGCGCCUGGGCGCCAUCCCUGCGCUGCCGCUGCCCGCCUCGCUCAAGGCUUACCUCCUGUACCAGUGACGCAGCCUGGACGCCGCACGACCACAGUCCACGGCGCCCAUGAGUGCCGCUCACCCUCCCUGGCCUCCAGCUGCCUCUGCUGGACCGGACCGAUGCCGCCCGCCAGCCUGCCCGCCUGGGCUCUGAUCCUCCUGUGAUGGGCAGCCCCACCUUGGAACCAGACACAGAGAAUAAACUCCUACGAAAGCC